AAUCUUGAGUUUCUGAUUUCUUCAACAGUGAGAGUGCAAGAGCAUGGCCUCCAUCGAGAUGGAGAGUGCAAAAGAAGAUGACAUUUCGCCGAUCGAGGAGGUUCGGCUGGUGGUGUCGAACGAAGACGAUCCCAGGCAGCCGGUGUGGACGUUCCGCAUGUGGUUCCUGGGAAUCGUGGCGGUGAUACUUCUCUCCUUCCUCAACACUUUCUUCGGCUACAGGAAGCAGCCACUCUUGGUCACCAUGAUUUCGGUUCAGGUGGCCACGCUUCCCAUUGGCCGCUUCAUGGCCAGGGUUCUCCCGCCAACCAAGUUUCGGAUCCGAGGGAGGGACUUCUCGCUCAACCCUGGUCCCUUCAACAUCAAGGAGCACGUCCUCAUUUCCAUAUUCGCCAACGCCGGCGCCGCGUUUGGGAAUGGCGCCGCUUAUGCCGUCGGGAUUGUCGAUAUAAUCCGCGCCUUCUACGGCCGGAAGAUUACCUUCCUGGCCGGUUGGCUCCUUGUUCUCACCACGCAGGUGUUGGGGUAUGGAUGGGCGGGGAUAAUGAAGAAGUACGUGGUGGAGCCCGCAGAGAUGUGGUGGCCCUCCACUCUAGUGCAGGUCUCUUUGUUCAGGGCCCUGCAUGAAAAGGAAAAGAAACGUGGGCGCAUGUCAAAAGAAACCUUCUUUCUGAUAGCACUUACUUGCAGCUUCGUGUGGUACGUGGUCCCAGGCUACCUAUUUACGGCGCUGUCAAUUAUUUCGUGGGUGUGUUGGAUAUUUCCCCAUUCUGUAACUGCACAGCAGAUUGGAUCCGGCGAAAAGGGACUUGGUUUGGGUUCCUUUUCCCUUGACUGGACCACCGUUGCUGCAUUCCUUGGCAACCCACUUGUUUCUCCUUUCUUUGCAACAGCAAACGUGUUGGUGGGCUACAUCUUAUUGAUCUACCUCAUCAUACCUGUCUCAUAUUGGGGACUUAAUAUCUACAAUGCCAAGAACUUCCCGAUAUACUCUUCUAGUCUAUUCGUUGCCAAUGGCACGGAGUACAAUGUGAAGGCCAUUGUAAAUGAAAAGUUUGAGAUAGAUAUGCUGGCAUACGAGAAACAAGGUCGAGUCAACUUGAGUGCGUUCUUUGCUAUUAGUUAUGGCAUUGGUUUUGCUGCCAUUGCCUCUUCCCUCACUCAUGUGGCCAUAUUCAAUGGGAGGGAGAUAUAUGAACAGUUCCGAUCUUCACGAUCUAAAAAAGAAGACAUUCACGCAAGAUUGAUGAAGAAGUACAAGCGAAUACCUAGUUGGUGGUUUCAUGUGACGCUUUUGGUUUCUUUUGCACUUGCACUUUUACAGUGCAUUGUCAUGAAAGAUCAGAUACAAAUGCCAUGGUGGGGUCUCAUCUUUGCAUCCGGGAUUGCACUUACUUUUACUCUUCCCGUUAGCAUCAUAACGGCCACCACUAAUCAGACUCCAGGUUUGAAUAUCAUUACUGAGUACAUCAUGGGUGUGAUUUUACCUGGCAAACCAAUAGCAAACGUUUGCUUCAAGACAUAUGGGUACAUAAGUAUGUCACAGGCUGUUUCCUUUCUAUCUGAUUUCAAGCUAGGACAUUACAUGAAGAUUCCGCCACGGUCCAUGUUCAUUGUUCAGGUUGUAGGGACGCUGAUAGCAGGAACCAUGGACGUUGGUGUCGCAUGGUGGUUGCUGGGUUCCGUUAAGAACAUAUGCAACCAAGAUUUACUGCCCGCAGACAGUCCAUGGACUUGCCCGGGUGACAAAGUUUUCUUUGAUGCAUCUGUGAUCUGGGGUUUGGUUGGCCCAAAGAGAAUUUUCGGUACUCUUGGGAAUUACCCAAAACUCAAUUGGUUCUUCUUAAUAGGAGCAUUGGGACCACUUGUUAUAUGGCUGCUCCAGAAAGCCUUUCGAAAACAAACUUGGAUAUCAUUGAUUCACCUUCCUGUGCUUCUUGGAGCAACUGCGAACAUGCCACCAGCUAGCUCCGUGAACUUCAAUGCAUGGAUUACUGUUGGCACAAUCUUUAACUACUUCGUGUUCAAAUAUCGUAAGAAUUGGUGGCAGCGGUACAAUUAUGUGCUCGCGGCAGCUUUGGACGCUGGAUUGGCUUUUAUGACGGUUCUUCUAUACUUUGCAGUUAACGUGGAGGAAAAAGGAAUUGUUUGGUGGGGAAAUGAUGGUGACCAAUGUAAGCUUGCCAAAUGUCCAACAGCGAAAGGUGUAGUUACUGAAGGGUGUCCUGUGUUUUGAUUUCCAUUUCGACAUCAUAUAUUUUCUGGUUAGUUAAGAAUUAAGAUGGUGGGUGGGGGAGUAAUAUUUCUGCAAAUACCAGUUGAAUUAGAUUGUUUUAAGCGCUUUAAUUUGGUGGACCUUUAUGUUGUGGUUGUGUGCAACUUCUCCAGAACAGAUCGUUGUUUUUUUUUA
Molecule: messenger RNA, 2410 nt
Organism: Glycine soja
Lineage: Eukaryota; Viridiplantae; Streptophyta; Magnoliopsida; Fabales; Fabaceae
Product: oligopeptide transporter 2-like
Exons: 6
Coding region: 44-2236 (730 amino acids)
Biological process (GO): transmembrane transport
Molecular function (GO): oligopeptide transmembrane transporter activity
Source: RefSeq, a predicted model, not a curated record